UGCUAAUACCUGAACUGAGGUCAUCUACCAAAUCACCUGCACAUAUAAACCCACACAGCUUCAAGGUAAUUGUUUGGAGUCUACUUCGAAAGUAACUGCACGCUUACAGAAGCAGCAGGAGAUCGUGGACGAGACUCCUGGGAUGGAAAUGGUCGGAGAAGAGCGAGAAAAUCAAUAUGAGACCUCCCAUUAUAAGAGUUCUCUGAUUUCUGAUCCAUGGAAACCAUGCAGACGGACAAGAGCUGUUGUCAAAGAGUGUCUGCUGAAACUGAGCUGCUGUCUGGGAGCAGUGUGUGGGAUGCACUGGUACGGCUACGCUGCUCUGGGCAUUGUUAUGGCCUUCAUCAGCUUCUUCAUGGACCUGAGUGUAACAAAGCUGCUUAGAGCGCACCAGUGGCUUUAUGUGAAUCUGGAGGGCAACAACGUGCUGCAGUUUUUCUGUUGGACUCUUUACCCAGCAUGCCUCUGUGCUGUUGGAUCAUUGUUCUCACAAAACAUCUCUCCCUUCUCCACAGGCUCGGGAAUACCAGAAGUGCGAACCAUGCUGGUUGGCAUCCAAAUGUCUCAUUACUUGUCCCUCACUAAUAUGUUUACCAAGUUUUUGGGCCUUAUCUGUACUCUGGCAGCUGGCAGCACUGUUUUUCUGGGCAAAGUGGGUCCGUUUGUUCAUCUGUCCACCAUGGUGGGAGAAUAUCUGAGUAAUCUGUGCUCCCUGGUGCAAAACACAAAGAAGGUCAAACCACAGGUGAUACAAAAGGACAAAGCAGCCAAAGAAAUGAUGGUUGUAUCUGCUGCGGUCGGAGUAGCCGGAUGUUUUGGAGCUCCCAUCUCUGGGGUGUUGUUUAGCGUGGAGGUGAUGUGCUCGCACUUUGCUGUGAAGCAUUACGGUCCUUGUUUCCUCGCCGCUGCCUGUGGGGCUCUGACCUUCUGCCUCUUCACAGUGUGGAGCGGAGAUGAGGAGACUCUUCAGCCAUUGUUCAAAACUAAUUUCCCUGCUGCUUUACCUUUUUACCCACUGGAGAUUCUUCUGUUUGCUUCUCUCGGGCUGCUGUGCGGAGCCGUGAGCUGCUGCUACCUCUUCUGCCAUCGCUGGAUGCUGCAAUUUACCAAAACAAAAGAAGUCUUCAUUAAGAUGCUGACGACAGAGAAGUGUCUUUACUCUGGCUUGGUGGUCUUCCUCCUGGCGUCGGUGACAUUCCCUCACUCUGCUGGUCAAUACAUGGCUUCACAGUACACCAUGAAGCAGCUCCUGACCUCCUUAUUGGACAGCAGCUCAUGGAGCUCUCACAUCCAUAAUACCUCAGUGCCGCUGGAGCCUGACACUCUGUCGGAGUGGAACUCAUCAGGGAGACCCGUCUACUUGUCUCUGGUUUUCUUUCUGUUCAUGAAGAUGUGGAUGUUGGUGCUGGCCUGCACUCUGCCUGUUCCAGCUGGAUACUUCAUGCCAGUCUUUGUCUACGGAGCAGUGUUGGGUCGUUUACAUGGAGAACUUGCAGCUUAUUUGUUUUCAGGAGGAGGAAUGUCCUUCAAUCCUGGAGGCUACGCACUGGCCGGUGCAGCUGCCUUUUCUGGAGCUGUGACUCACACCAUGUCUCCUGCUCUCCUGGCCAUUGAGCUGACCGGUCAGUUCGCUCAUGCUCUACCAGUUCUCCUCUCCACACUACUGGCCAACGCUGUGUCUCGCUCUGGCCAACGUCCAUCCUUCUAUGAUGCCAUCUCCAUCAGCAAGAAGCUUCCUCAUCUGCCAUCAAUGAAGAAAGUAUAUCCACAGCUUCCCUUAGUGGAAAUUGGACAGUUUCUAGGAUCAAAACAAAUUCAGCUUCAGAAAACUGCUGGACUUGAGGAGAUUCAACAUGUUGUCAACAGCAGCAGUGACACACAGUACCCUGUGGUGGACACACAUGAGUCACAGAUUUUUCUGGGCUUCGUGCAUCGGUCUGAGCUGCUGAUUUUCCUGAGUGGCUGUGAGACUGAGACUGUGGAGAAACAUCUAGAUGACAUCUGCUGCAUCCAUCCAUCCUCUGUUCUGUUAUCUCCUCACAGCACAGUUCAGGAGACCUACAGGUUACUGAGUCUAGCUGGAGAACACACACUGUUUGUCACAGACAGAGGGCGUUUGGUCGGCACGAUCACCUGGACAGAGAUGAAGAGAAUAUUUGAGGCCUUCACCUCAGAGACCUGAGCAGUGACACAGAGGAAAUCUCCUCACCUUAUUCCAAACAUGAACACGUCCAUCUCUGUCUGAUUAGCUCGUCACAUACUUCCCUCUCUAAUUAUUUAUUUCCCAUAAUGUCUUCAGUCUCCAGGCCUAACAGCAUUUACACACAGACAAAACUGUAAUUAGCUGCAGGACCUUAUCUCACCUCAGCUCAUUGUCCUGGCUUUUAUUAAAACAUGAACACUGUGUCUCCGCCGGAUAAACGCAAUGUUGUGUCAGAGCUGUAAUAAAGCAGUGUCUACGGCCAAUGAGGACCAAACAAAAAACUAAUUUAAUACAGCGGCACAACAGUUGAUCUGAUAUCUGCUAUUUGUGACUUACUGCACUAAUAAACAUGUACAUGUGCUUCUCCAGUGUUACAACAGAAUGAUGCAAAUAAAGUAACAAUUCUAUAACAUGUACCGUAGUGAAUUAACAAAAUUGUUUCUUAAAAUAAAAAAUUGAAAUCUG
This is a messenger RNA of Cynoglossus semilaevis (tongue sole), 2668 nucleotides long. It is a transcript of the gene clcnk, whose product is annotated as chloride channel K. The record is from RefSeq and is a predicted model, not a curated record. Gene Ontology annotation, cellular component: plasma membrane. Gene Ontology annotation, biological process: transmembrane transport; chloride transport. The coding region runs from base 143 to 2182 and encodes 679 amino acids. NCBI's taxonomy places the organism in Eukaryota, Metazoa, Chordata, Actinopteri, Pleuronectiformes, Cynoglossidae. The transcript is spliced from 20 exons. Gene Ontology annotation, molecular function: voltage-gated chloride channel activity.